Mangifera indica (mango) is the source of this 1424-nucleotide messenger RNA. Its product is annotated as monooxygenase 2-like. The transcript has 5 exons. Lineage: Eukaryota; Viridiplantae; Streptophyta; Magnoliopsida; Sapindales; Anacardiaceae. Gene Ontology annotation, molecular function: FAD binding. The record is from RefSeq and is a predicted model, not a curated record. Bases 88 to 1338 code for a protein of 416 amino acids.
UCUCUCGAUAAUCGUUUUAUUUUCUAAUAUAGAGUAGUAGUUUUAGAUUCAAUUGCCGAUAAGACAAAGAGAAAGAGUAGAAAGAAAAUGAUGGAGGAAGAGGUGGUGAUAGUUGGUGCAGGAAUAGCCGGGCUGGCCACGGGGGUGGCUCUACAAAGACUGGGAAUUCGAGCCUUGAUAUUGGAAAAAUCUCAAGGCCUCCGAGCCACUGGUGCAGCCUUAACCCUCACCUCAAAUGCGUGGCUUGCUCUUGACGCUCUUGGUGUUGCUCACAAGCUCUCUCCCCUUUAUGCUCCUUUAAAGACGGGAUUCGUCACUGAUGUUGCAACUGGAGCUACUCAAACAAUCUCCCAUGCUGGAGCCGGGAAGGACGGACCAAGAACUGUUCAUCGCAAAACCUUACUAGAGGCGUUGGCUGGUGAGUUGCCGAUUGGCGUCAUCCGUUUCUCCUCGCAUAUUGACGCCAUUGAAACACAGUUACAGGACGGUUCUCCAAUUCCUGUCAUACAUUUGAGCGAUGGCACUGUAAUCAAAUCCAAGAUUUUGGUAGGAUGUGACGGGGUACACUCGAUCGUGGCACGUUGGCUAGGACUUGGAGCACCAGUGAAUUCGGGGAGAUCAGCUGUGCGUGGCUUGGCGGUGUUUCCUGAUGGCCAUGGCCUGAAUCUGCAGGAAUCAAGACAAUUUGUUGGCGUAGGCCUGAGGGCUGGAUUUAUUCCUCUGAGUGACAAAGAUGCGUAUUGGGGACUCACUUGUUUAUCUUCACCCAAAGGAGAAAUCAUGGCAGCAGAGCCUGAAGUGAUACAAAGAGAAGUACAGGAGAACUAUGUCAAAGACUUCCCUGAAAUAUACAAAGAAAUGAUUCGACAUUGCGAUUUUUCAACAUUGACAUGGGCUCCAUUGAUGUUUAGGUAUCCCUGGGACAUCCUUUUUGGCAAUUUAAGGAAGGGAAACGUCACAGUGGCCGGCGAUGCAAUGCACCCCAUGACACCUGAUCUUGGACAAGGUGGCUGUGCAGCUCUGGAAGACGCGGUAGUGCUUGGCCGACACAUUGGCAAUUCAUUGAUAAAAAACGGAGGACUUAUUCCAGGGAAAAUUGGUCAGGAUUUAGAUGGUUAUGUUCAGGAGAGAAAGUGGCGUGUGAGUUGGUUGGUCACUGGGUCAUAUUUUUCAGGAUGGAUUCAACAAGGAGGAUCAAAUCGGUGGAUGAAAUUCCUGAGAUAUGUCUUCUACAAGUACCUUUUUACUAGGAUUGUUGGUGCUGUAGAUUAUGAUUGUGGGAAAUUGCCUAGUGUUCCUUUUACCAGUGAAUUGGGAAGCUCAAAGAGAACAGAGUAAGCUUCAGAUUGUAUUGUAUUUAAGUUUGAGAAUUAAUAAAUAUUCUUAUGAUUGAUUAAAAUAAUUUGGAUUAGAUAUUUAUCCAA